This is a messenger RNA of Eruca vesicaria subsp. sativa (arugula), 249 nucleotides long. The record is from the annotation of a GenBank genome assembly. Lineage: Eukaryota; Viridiplantae; Streptophyta; Magnoliopsida; Brassicales; Brassicaceae.
AUGGCAGGUGAAGAUUGGAUAGAGCUCAAGUUUAGACUCGCUGAUGGCACUGACAUAGGUCCCAUCAACUACAAUCAAUCUAUGAUUGUUUCUUCUCUCAAAGAGAAGAUCAUCUCUCAAUCGUCUAAAGCCUCAGACAACAUUCAUAAGACUGUAAAUGAUGUGAAGCUCAUCAAUGCUGGAAAAUACUUGACAACAAUAGGACACUUGCUGAAUUCAGACUCCCCGUUGGUGAACUUCCUGGAAUGA